Molecule: messenger RNA, 1145 nt
Organism: Arvicola amphibius (Eurasian water vole)
Lineage: Eukaryota; Metazoa; Chordata; Mammalia; Rodentia; Cricetidae
Gene: Ndufaf6
Product: NADH:ubiquinone oxidoreductase complex assembly factor 6
Exons: 9
Coding region: 25-1044 (339 amino acids)
Biological process (GO): biosynthetic process; mitochondrial respiratory chain complex I assembly
Cellular component (GO): mitochondrion
Source: RefSeq, a predicted model, not a curated record
CGGAGAGCACGCGACGCGGGUGUCAUGGCGACUCCCAGGCUUAGUUCAUUCCGCAGCCCAAGGCCGUUCGGUUUGGCCGGCCUGUUCCGUCGCCGGCCGCCACGGGACGUGUGGGACCGUGUGCGGCGGCUCCCGGGGCCCUCGGCGGUUCGGCGAAGCGUGGCGGCGGCCAGCGGACCCGGCAUCCCGGGUUCCGACCACUACUGCCUGGAGCUGCUGAGGAAGCGGGAUUAUGAAAGUUACUUGUGUUCCCUGCUGUUCCCUGCAGAAUGCCGAAGUUCUGUGUCUGCACUCAGGGCCUUCAACGUGGAGCUGGCUCAGGUUAAGGACUCGGUCUCUGAGAAAGCAAUUGGACUGAUGCGGAUGCAGUUCUGGAGAAAAGCUGUGGAGGACAUAUACCGCAACAACCCGCCACACCAGCCUGUGGCCGCGGAACUCUGGAAGGCUGUCAAGAGACAUAAUUUAACUAAAAGAUGGCUUAUGAGAAUCAUUGAUGAAAGAGAAAAAAAUCUGGAUGACAAAGCGUAUCGUAGUAUCCAGGAGCUUGAGAAUUAUGCCGAGAACACACAGAGCUCUCUUCUUUACCUGACACUGGAGGUGCUGGGCGUGAAGGAUCUUCAUGCAGACCAUGCUGCGAGCCAUAUUGGAAAGGCACAGGGCAUUGUCACAUGCUUGAGAGCAACACCCUAUCAUGGUAGCCGGAGAAAGGUGUUCCUGCCCAUGGAUGUCUGUGUGCAGCAUGGUGUUUCACAAGAGGACUUUCUACGGAGGAACCAUGAUAAAAAUGUGAGGGAUGUCAUAUAUGACAUUGCCAGCCAGGCACACUUGCACCUAAAGCAUGCCCUGGUCACGUCUUUAAACCGCUGCCGCUGCUUGGUGCUCACCCUCAGAGGAGACUGUUUCAGAAGCUUUCCAACCAACCUGUUUUCCUCCCUUCAAGGCGAGGUCCUUCCACAGAAACGUUCCUGCGGAGGCGUUUCCCGCCUUCCUUCAGACGGUUACUCUAGAGGACUAUUUAAAGAAAAUCCAGCGAGUGGAUUUUGAUAUAUUCCAUCCAUCUUUACAGCAGAAGAAUACAUUACUUCCGUUAUCUUUGUAUAUUCAAUCAUGGAGAAAAAGAUAUUAAAAUAAUUUCAUGUUACUAA